This is a messenger RNA of Antechinus flavipes (yellow-footed antechinus), 1034 nucleotides long. RefSeq names its product testis, prostate and placenta expressed (gene SPMIP8). The transcript has 8 exons. NCBI's taxonomy places the organism in Eukaryota, Metazoa, Chordata, Mammalia, Dasyuromorphia, Dasyuridae. The record is from RefSeq and is a predicted model, not a curated record. The coding region runs from base 227 to 877 and encodes 216 amino acids.
UUCUCUCUUCAGAACGUUUGCUUGUUUGAAUCCCUUCUGCUAGCGCACUGAUCUUUCUUCACUUCUUACUUCUCUGUUGCUUCCUUGGAUGUAUGGUGACUUGGAUAAAAUAGGAGACCUACGCCACAAGGGCAUCAGAGUUCCUUAUUCCCUGGAUAUCUCCCUCUUUAUAACCAAAAGAAACCAGGCUUUCUGAGGAUUUCAUAGUAGGCAAGGUUUCCCGCCCAUGGCACGGAUCACUAACAAGGUUCCUUGGAACGAUAACUCUGUUAAAGGGUGCAUUUCCCCAGCCAUCGUGUUCCCCAAACCUCCAAAGAGGAACAUGCUCUCGGGGGUGAAACAGCAGCUCUACCACCCCUACCUGCCCACCCUGCGGCAAAUGGACAUGGACACAGUCUUGGGGAAACUCCCUGAGGAGCACUGCCAGACGUCCACCUUCUGUACCAAAGAUGACUUUAACAACGCACACUUCAGCUUGCUGGGUGUCCCCAACAAAAACCUGAAUGGAUUGGAAUUCACUGGGACAGGACAAAUGCUUAGAAAGAGAUUCCAAAGGGGAAAGAUGACCCCACUAGCACCCUGCAUCAACCAAAUCGACUGGCCCUGCCACAGCCGGGCCAUUGAAGACUGGACCCACUUUGUCUCUAACUCAGGAGAGUUCAAGCUUCCUCUUGUGGAUAAAAAGGCUGAGGAUUUCGAUAGCUACGCCGUGAGGUGCCUGAAGCCCGAUAUCACUCAGUGCUGGCGGUACUCUCUUAACCCAAACUCCAGUUUUUAUGAGUAUGGACAGCCACCCAUGCCUAAUGAUACCACGAACAGCUACCGAAGCUUUAGAUCUCCCUACAGACAAGUCAACCAGCUGACCCCCUGGCAUUAGCCCCCCAAGAGGAGGAAGAGGGUUUGGAGAUUUCAGCCAGCAGGACCAGGCCAUCUUAGGUCUCCAGAUCCCCAAAGAGAGAGAUGGCUCAAGUGGAACCCUUCAAUUCCUUGAGGAAUCUGGAAUCUAUAUCAAUAGUAGUAAUAAAAUAAUCAAC